This is a messenger RNA of Peniophora sp. CBMAI 1063, 558 nucleotides long. Lineage: Eukaryota; Fungi; Basidiomycota; Agaricomycetes; Russulales; Peniophoraceae. The record is from the annotation of a GenBank genome assembly.
AUGCGCACCGCCAUCAGCGCCUUCGCCUUCGUCUUGAGCGUGACGGCUCCUGCUGUACAAGCAAUUACCGCUCAGUGCUAUAAUGGCAUUCAUGCGGUUGCCGCUGAUCAAGCGUUCGUUCAACCUCUGGCCGAUGCGUGCUUGAACAGCCUGCCGAGCGACGACAAGAGCGGCCUCUGGAGCUCGAAGCUCUGCGUCGCAGCCGGCGUCGCCGCAGGCAUCGAGCAGCUCAACGACUACGCGUACUGCUUCACGAACGCCACCGUGCCCUCCCCGGCGCAGUUCGGGAGCCUCGACUACGGCGUGUACGCCGCGAUCGUCGGGGGGUGCGCGUAUGCGCCGGACGGGUGUCCCGUGAGCGAGCAGAACUUUGUCGACCUUGUGUAUGGGGCGAUUAGUGGGGCCGGGCUGGCGACGUAUCCUCCGGACAGCGGGUACUUUGUGCAGCACUACCUCGCGCCGAUCUUUGCGUGGACGAACUUUAGCGCGGAAGAGGGCGUUCCGUACCUUAACUUCAACGACUGGCUGCACUACUCUGGCUACACGAGCCACGCGUGA